Molecule: messenger RNA, 993 nt
Organism: Gongylonema pulchrum
Lineage: Eukaryota; Metazoa; Nematoda; Chromadorea; Rhabditida; Gongylonematidae
Source: the annotation of a GenBank genome assembly
UUGUCGUUGUUGAUCAUCGCUGCGCUGGUUGUCGGUGAGAUGCGGCACUAUUUGGUCGGUGAUGAUGGAUAUGAUUACAAGUUCACCGUGGAUACGGCAUUCAGCGAGCGCCCUGAGUUGGAAAUGGACAUGAUUGUUGCAACUCCUUGCACAGGUUUGGUUGCGCAACUCAGCGGCUCCGUGGCAUCCAGUGAAUUUAAUCCAAUGAAUGAACUGAAACGUGACCCGACGCGAUUCGAAUUUACGGAGAAGGAGAAGCUGUACUGGGAGGAAUUGAAAAGAGCCCAGGGCCGUGUCAGCGAACGAACAACCUUGUUUAAAAGUCUUGACAAAAUAACCUUGGUCAGUGGACGUGUGGAGGAAGGUUUGCAGAUGGAAGCAGAUAUAAAGCAACGAGAAGAGGCUCGUGCAAUUCAGCUAGAGCGAAUGAAAAAUCCCAAACAGUCUUCGGAUAUUGACAGUGGAAUGCUUAUUUUAAUUGGAAACGGAUUUAAUGUUUUUCACGUGGUUGCAAGUAACUCAGAUAAAGACGAAGGUACAGCUUGCCGAAUACACGGUCGAGUACGUGUGAACAAAGUUAAAGGUGACAGUGUGGUUAUAACUGCAGGCAGAGGUUUGGGAUUCGAUGGCAUUUUUGCUCACUACAACAGUCAUUCCAAACCAGGAAAUAUUUCACAUCGUAUUGAGCGCUUCAAUUUCGGUUCCCGAAUAUACGGGCUUGUAACGCCACUGGCUGGAACAGAGCAGAUCUCUGAAAAUGGUGUGGAUGAAUUUCGGUAUUUUUUGAAAGUUGUGCCAACAAGGAUAUAUCAUAGUGGCUUGUUCGGUGGUUCCACUCUCACUUACCAGUACUCCGUCACUUUUACGAAAAAAACACCAAAAAAGAAUACGCACAGGCACGCAGCAAUCGUUAUCCAUUACGAAUUUGCGGCCACAGCCAUUGAAGUUCGGCGCAUUCAAACGUUAGUCUUUAUUAAGCCUCUUUUAGAAUAG